GGAGAGGGCGGAAGGAGCACAAGGAGCAGAGGGUAAACAAUAAGAGCUAUUCAAAGAAUAUGCCAUGUAAUCAGUCUGAUCUGGGAUAACACAAAGCACCCCAUCUAGUCAGGGUUGUUUCCAGCACUUCACUGUUGUAACAGCUGUCCUUUUCUGAAGGGGGGGAGGAGGCAGUGUUGGUGACAGAAAUGAGGGCAACCGCAAGGUUUACUUCUCAUUUUAUGGAGAUUGUACGCAGCGGGGAAGUAUCUUCCAUUCAAUUUUUCACCUGUGCGGCUUGUUGCUCCUUUUGCUCUUGAGAACAGCUUGAAUAGGGGGAGAAGAGCAACCUAGAAAGGGACUGGACCAACGCUGGGUAUGGCAGUGUUCUCUUUGCUGAGGGGGAAGGUCAACACCAUCAAGCAAAACUAUUUGUUAAUGACAACUUGAGGAGUGUCUGAUAACUGCAAUGAAGAAGAACAGAGUGUUCAUCCAGAAACUGACCAGUGGAUUGAGACAGAUGUUCUCAAACAAUGACGAAGCUGUGAUCAACAAAAAACUUCCGAAAGAGCUACUGCUUCGAAUAUUCUCUUUUCUGGAUGUGGUCACUCUUUGUCGUUGUGCUCAGGUUUCCAGGGCAUGGAAUGUUCUGGCCCUGGAUGGCAGUAACUGGCAGCGAAUUGACCUGUUUGAUUUCCAGAGGGAUAUUGAGGGUCGAGUAGUGGAGAAUAUUUCUAAAAGAUGUGGGGGUUUCUUGCGAAAGCUAAGCCUGCGUGGGUGUCUAGGAGUGGGAGACAACGCGUUAAGGAUAUUUGCACAAAACUGCAGAAAUAUUGAAGUAUUGAACCUCAAUGGCUGCACCAAGAUCACAGAUACGACAUGUACCAGUCUUAGUAAGUUCUGCUCUAAACUGAGGCACCUUGACUUGGCUUCCUGCACUUCCAUAACCAACCUGUCUCUAAAAGCACUGAGUGAGGGAUGCCCACUGCUGGAACAACUGAAUAUCUCCUGGUGUGACCAAGUCACUAAGGAUGGCAUCCAGGCUCUGGUGAGAGGCUGUGGAGGACUCAAAGCCUUGUUUCUGAAGGGCUGUACGCAGCUUGAGGAUGAAGCUCUCAAAUACAUUGGAGCACACUGUCCUGAACUAGUGACUUUAAACUUGCAAACCUGCUUACAAAUCACAGAUGAUGGUCUCAUAACAAUAUGCAGAGGUUGCCAUAAAUUGCAAUCCUUGUGUGCCUCAGGCUGCUCUAACAUUACAGAUGCCAUCUUGAAUGCACUGGGACAAAACUGCCCACGGCUUAGAAUAUUAGAAGUCGCAAGGUGUUCUCAGCUAACGGAUGUGGGCUUUACCACUCUGGCUAAGAACUGUCAUGAGCUUGAAAAAAUGGACCUGGAAGAGUGUGUUCAGAUAACAGACAGUACGUUAAUCCAGCUUUCCAUAUACUGUCCACGGCUUCAGGUGUUGAGUUUGUCACACUGCGAGUUGAUCACAGAUGAUGGUAUUCGUCACUUGGGGAAUGGUGCCUGCGCACAUGACCGACUGGAAGUGAUCGAACUGGACAACUGCCCUUUGAUCACAGAUGCCUCCUUGGAACACCUGAAGAGCUGCCAUAGCCUGGAGAGGAUAGAACUUUAUGACUGUCAACAGAUCACGCGGGCAGGAAUCAAGAGACUCAGGACCCAUUUACCCAAUAUUAAAGUCCAUGCCUACUUCGCUCCUGUGACUCCACCUCCAUCAGUAGGGGGCAGCAGACAGCGCUUCUGCAGAUGUUGCAUCAUCCUAUGACAUUGGAAUUGGUCAUCCUUGCAAACUGAGUAUUUAAUUACACUUCUAGAAUUACAGUGGACACCCGUAUCUUCAACGAAAGAGAUCCCAGUGUCAUUUGCAAGGGCCAGUGAAAAGGGCUGUGGCACCAGGCCCCUGUAGCCACCCAUACACACGCAUAUACACACGCACCACCUGUUCCAGCAACUGAUGAACUCUGUGACUUGGGAGCUGGAUCUGUGUUGUCUUUUGCUGUAGGUGGAUUGAUACAAUUCUGAACCAUUCCUACUGGGCAUGCUCAGAAGAAACUACUGGGGAGGGGGUUGUGCAAACUCAAAACGAUGCUGCUGGUUUUUGUUUCUUGUUUUUUUUUUAAUGUUGGAACAGCGCCAAAAUCCUUCCAAGUUGGGGGGGGGGAAGAAAUGAAUGUGCUUUAUUCUUGCAUCCACUGUCAAAAAAAAAAAAAAAAAAAAAAAGGGAGGUUUUGUUUUCCGUUCUGCAGUAAGCGAAUGAAAACAGCAGCCAUUGUGAGACAUGAUUUACUGUGCUUCAGUACUUCCUUGUUUCCAUGCUAACACACUGAGCAUGCUCACAUUGAAGGUUCAUCAGUUUCUUCUGUGUUUUGUAGCAUUCAGCUCAGAGGCUUCCUAGAUUGUUGUGAUGAUAUAGCUUGAAAUCUGUAAUGUCAGGCUCAAUUUUUUUACCCCACCCACUGCUCUUUUUUUUUUACAGAUUUCUAAUUUAGUAAUUUUUUGAGAUUAUUGAACAUAAGUUAUUUAUCAAUAAAAAUAAGACACUUUUUACCAUUAGAAGGCUGUGCCUGAAACUGCCUGUCUGAUGGAAAGAUCUUAAAUAGAAAGAGAGAGUGGAGUGCAGGCUACGAUCUCGUGGGCUUGUUUGCCCAUUUUUACCAAUAUUUGGGUCUCACCUCUUUUGCAUUUCAAGUUUUACCCCAGGAAAGAGAACAUAGCUCACAAUGUAGGGGACACAGCUGCAUUCUAUAGUCCAAUUAAUAUUAAUUCCCUGGCUCCUGCCCAAAAAAGGGGAAAGAAA
Gopherus flavomarginatus (Mexican gopher tortoise) is the source of this 2800-nucleotide messenger RNA. RefSeq names its product F-box and leucine rich repeat protein 20 (gene FBXL20). Gene Ontology annotation, cellular component: SCF ubiquitin ligase complex. The record is from RefSeq and is a predicted model, not a curated record. Lineage: Eukaryota; Metazoa; Chordata; Testudines; Testudinidae. The transcript has 15 exons. Gene Ontology annotation, biological process: SCF-dependent proteasomal ubiquitin-dependent protein catabolic process. Bases 449 to 1768 code for a protein of 439 amino acids. Gene Ontology annotation, molecular function: protein binding.